Molecule: messenger RNA, 3892 nt
Organism: Corythoichthys intestinalis (scribbled pipefish)
Lineage: Eukaryota; Metazoa; Chordata; Actinopteri; Syngnathiformes; Syngnathidae
Gene: srd5a2b
Product: steroid-5-alpha-reductase, alpha polypeptide 2b
Exons: 6
Coding region: 173-904 (243 amino acids)
Biological process (GO): steroid metabolic process
Cellular component (GO): membrane
Molecular function (GO): 3-oxo-5-alpha-steroid 4-dehydrogenase activity
Source: RefSeq, a predicted model, not a curated record
AUAGCUACAUUGGGGGGAGCCAGGGAGGAGUAUAGCCUUCAGACUUGGGUAUUCCUUGUUGAUCUGACUGUACAAUACACAGUGUAGUUUGACCCGCCUAUCAACAGUGCAACUGCCAAGUGGCUGUUAGAGAUCUUUCAUGACUUCUUAAGAGUGAAAGAAAACUGCCAGGAUGCAGUGCAACAAGGAUUUACUCGACUAUCUGAGCUUGGCCAUGUUCCUGGCAGGUAUAAUGCAUCUGUACCUCCACAGGAAAUGCCAAAAAAGCUAUGGCCGCCACAUGGCACCCACAAACACCAAGAUGGUGCCUGCUCGCUUAGCUUGGUUCAUCCAAGAAUUACCGUCUUUUCUAAUCCCAUUACUACUGAUGUUCACUUCACAUGAACGUAACAGUUUGGGGAAGGUGCUACUGCUUGGAACAUUUUGCCCACACUACUUUCACAGAACAUUCAUCUAUUCACUCCUGGUCAAAGGACAACCUUACCCUCUGGACAUCAUGGUAAAAGCAGUUAUGUCUUGCUCGGUGAAUGGAUUCUUGCAGGGUCACUACCUGCUGCAUUGUGCUCAAAUUGAGGAGUGGGAAACUUACAACUGCCUCAAAAUUGGUUUAUUCCUAUUUUACAUCGGAAUGGCAAUCAACAUACACAGUGAUAUUUGCCUUCGUAAACUAAGGAAAAAGGGAGAAGUGAAGUACAAGGUUCCCCGAGGAGGCCUUUUUGAAUAUAUAUCGGCUCCAAAUUACUUUGGAGAGAUCCUUGAGUGGUUUGGCUACGCCAUAGCCACUUGGAGCAUUCCAUCACUCUCCUUUGCUGUAUUUGCUGCAUGCUUCAUUGGUCCAAGAGCCAUUUAUCAUCACAGGUUAUUUUAUUCUCUUAAUGAACAGAAAAUGAUGACACACAAUUAGGGGAAAAAAAAAAUAGAGAGAGAAAAUCGACUUUAUUCGUCUUCAAAAGGCUCCGAGAGCCCCACGCAGGUGCCCCCAAGAAGAUCUGUCUCGAACCCUCGAGAUCAUGCAGUUUAUAUUUGUCGUUAUACCAGGCGGCAGACUAGUGCCAGCCCCUUCAUGAGAAAAACAGCGAGUGAAGAAAAUGUGGACAUCAGGGAAAAGAAGGAAAAUAGAAAUUCACUGUCCAUCUUUAUCAGUAACCUUGAACAAAGAAUGACUCCUUGUAAGGAAAACAGUACUUGUCCACGGUGUCCACAAAGUGGACAAAACAUAGUGUUAUGGGAACAAUAAAUGAUUAUGUGUGACAUUGUGAAAUGAACAGAUACAGUGGGGAGAACAAGUAUUUGAUACACUGCCGAUUUUGCUGGUUUUCCCACUUGCAAGCCAUGUAGAGGUCUGUAAUUUGUAUCAUAAGUUCUCUUCAACUGUGAGGGACGGAAUCUAAUACAAAAAUCCCGAAAAUCACAUUGUAUAAUUUUUAAAUAAUAAAUUUGUAUUUAACUGCAUGAAAUAAGAAUUUGAUACAUUACCAACUAGUAAAUAUUUCGGCUCUUAGUUCUUUUUUAAGAACCCCUCCUGUUCUCCACUCAUUACCGGAAGUAACUGCACCUGUUUGAACUUGUUACCUGUAUAAAAGACACCUGUUCACAUGCUCAAACAAACAAACUCCAACCUCUCCACAAUGGCCAAGACCAAAGAGCUGUGUAAGGACAUCAGGGAUAAAAUAAUAGACCUGCACAAGGCUAUGAUGGGCUACAGGAAAAUAAGCAAGCAGCUUGGUGAGAAGGUAACAACUGUUGAAGCGAUUAUUAGAAAAUGGAAGAAGUUCAAGUUGACGGUCAAUCUGCCUCGUUCUGGGGCUCCAUGCAAGAUCUCACCUCGUGGGGGAUCACUGAUCAUGAGGAAGGUGAGGGAUCAGCCCAGAACUACACGGCAGGACCUGGUCAAUGACCUGAAGAGAGCUGGAACCACAGUCUCGAAGAAAACCAUCGGAAACACAUUACGCCGUCAUGGAUUAAAAUCCUACAGCGCACGCAAGGUCCCGCUGCUGAAGCCAGUGCAUGUCCAGACACGUCUGAAGUUUGCCACUGACCAUCUGGAUGAUCCAGAGGAGCAAUGGGAGAAGGUCAUGUGGUCGGAUGAGACCAAAAUUGAACUUUUUGGUCUAAACUCGGCUCGUCGUGUUUGGAGGAAAAAGAAGGAUGAGUACAACCAAGGGUGAAAGUGGGCCAGAACGGUCAGGAAGGCAGUUCCGGUAUAAGAUUCAGGGCAGGAACGCAGUUCCGGUAUAAGAUUCAGGGCCUGAAUGCUGUUCCGGUACACUCUGCUUUGAUUCCAAAAAUAUGAUUGCUACUGUCAAAACUUAUGUAAAAAAAAUGCUAAACUGCCACACAUGCAUUUCAUUUCCAAGAAGAAAACAAUCUACCUGCUAACAUCAGAUUAUGAUGAGUCACGUCAAUGUGCGAAUGCACGCGGCAAAGCAAAAUGCCUGGACUCAUUUAUCUGUUCAACUGGCUGACAUACUGACAUGUGGUCAACAGAGAUAGUAAGCUCUGAUUGGUUCAAAUGUGCAUGUUUUCUGGAACAGCAAAAAACAAACAAAAAAGUUUGUUGAAUUGAUGCAACAAAAAAAGGGCAAUGCAACAGGAGAUGGAUCAAAUCUUUAAGAGCAAGGAAAGAGUUGAGGAGGCUUAUUUAGCAUAUUUAGUUUUAUUUGCUCUGAUGGGGAUGUUCAGAACAUCUUAGCUGUCAAUGUGCACUUUGGACAUUGUAUAUUUGUUCAUUUAUGUUAGGCUUAUUCAUUUCCUUAUGAUUUAAAAAAGUCUAUACGCGAUCUUCAAAAUAUAUUCCAUUUCACUUUACAUAAUAUAAGUCAUUUGUACUUAUUUUUCUGAAUGUAUGUCACUUAUAUCUUUAUUAUUAAAACCAAAAACAAAAAACAAAGCAAAAGUAAAUGUUUAUAUUAAGUUCAAUUUUAAUAUACAUCCUAUGUUCUUAAGUAGUUAAAAUUGAGAUUUGGCAUUUAGUAUGUGAGGAAAUGUGGGAAAAUAAAAAUUAGGAGAUGGAGGUUGGGGUUAUUGCUGUUUUUGUUAACUUUUAUUUUGCAAGUCAUUGAAAAAAUACAAUUUUGAAAAAAAAAUCAGUUUUUGUAUGUGUUAUAGAAAUAACUGUGCCAAAAGUUUUCUUUGCAUUUCAGUAGUUUUAGGAGGUUGGACCCUCCGCCCCCCAAAAAUGAAAAUUAAUUAAUUAAUUAAAUUUCUUGCUCGGUGGCGACCUUCACGUCGAGGAGUUCCAGCAAGAAAUUGUAGACACUUACAACCCCAAGAACACCAUCCCAACCGUGAAACAUGGAGGAGGAAACAUUUUUUGGGGCUGCUUCUCUGCCAAGGGUACAGGACGACUGCACCGUAUUGAGGGGAGGAUGGAUGGGGCUAUGUAUCGCUAGAUCUUGGCUGACAACCUCCUUCCUUCAGUGAGAGCCCUGAAGAUGGGUCGUGGCUGGGUCUUCCAGCAUGACAACGACCCAAAGCACACAGCCAAGGCAACUAAAGAGUGGCUCCGUAAGAAGCAUCUUAAGCUCCUGGAGUGGCCUAGCCAGUCACCAGAUCUGAACCCGACAGAAAAUCUAUGGAGGGAGCUGAAAGUCCGUGUUGCCCGGCAGCAGCCCCGAAACCUGAAGGCUCUGGAGAAGAUUUGCUUGGAGGAGUGGGCCAAAAUCCCUGCUGCAGUGUGUGCAAACCUUGUCAAGGACUACAGGAAACGUUUGGUAUCUGUAAUAGCAAACAAAGUUUUCUGUACCAAAUAUUAAGUUUGAUUUUUGUGAUGUAUCAAAUACUUAUUUCAUGCAAUUAAAUGCAAAUUUAUUAUUUAAAAAUCAUACACCGUGAUUUUUUUUUGUAUUAGAUUCCGUCCCUCACAGUUGAAGAGAACUUAUGAUACAAAUUA